Messenger RNA from Rhopalosiphum maidis (corn leaf aphid), 2145 nucleotides. RefSeq lists its product as uncharacterized. The record is from RefSeq and is a predicted model, not a curated record. NCBI's taxonomy places the organism in Eukaryota, Metazoa, Arthropoda, Insecta, Hemiptera, Aphididae. The transcript has 2 exons. Gene Ontology annotation, molecular function: nucleic acid binding.
GCUGGUGGCUCGAACAUGGUAUCCGAGGACGAGAUUUGCAUGGCAACUAUGGAAGAAUUUGAAAAAGGGUUUUUUAAUUUUAUUUUUAACUCUUAUACAACUACGGACGUAAACGGUAAACGAGUUUCCACCGCCAACACCACUUCGGCUGCUAGAGCGAAAAAAGCACGCAUGGAUAUGGUGAAGUCCCCCGGGUUAGUUGAAAUUUCAUCGUCAGCGGGUCGAAAAAUCAUCUGGUAUUUCACAAAAAAUUUCAAUAAUGUUAAAAAUUAUACCGACUUUCUACGUCCUCUUACACCGGAUCUGUCAGACAUGAUGAAAAAUCACGUGCAACAACAUCCAAUAAAAUUUAGCUUGAAGCUCGAGGCUACUUAUAACCGAUCAAACGUAUCCAAUUCGUCCGAAAAUAGGACGUUUAAAACAUCAGCAGUUGAAGUUUUUUCGGAAAGUAACAUUGCUGAGAUUAUUGAAAGAGCUUAUAUAAAAUUAUUGACCGAGGAAGAAGCUUAUACUAGCAGAGGAAGCGGGUUUACCCUGGAAUCUAUAGAUGGGCUAUUGUUGACCGUGUACAAAUACAUACCGCUGCCUGCGUAUAUUGAUAGAAAACGGGGUACAAUAAAUCCUCAGAAUGUAGACCAACAGUGCUUCAAGUGGGCUGUAUUAGCCAAGCAUGUGACAGGGCCGGCGGUAUAACGUAUAGGAGAAAAUUAUAGACAACACGAGGACAAAUACAAUUUCAAUGGUAUAUCGUUCCCAACGCCAUUAUCCGACGUUAAGAAAUUCGAAUAUAAUAACCCGACUGUCUCUGUGAAUGUGUAUGGGUUAGACAAAAAGUUUCAGCCACCGCGUAAAUAUCCGACGUACGAGGUGUACCCGCUACGUGUCGUUGAUGAGAAGAAAGCCAACCACUUUGAUCUGUUGUUGGUAGCAGACGAAAGCGGGUCGCAUUACAUCUACAUCUCGAAUUUUUCACGCCUUAUACGCUCUCAAAAGACUGGACAUAAAGAGAGUGUCGUAUUUUGCAAAAGGUGCUUUACCAGCUUUGACAAUCAAAGAUAUAAAUAUAAAUUGAAUGGGCUUGAGGCGUUAACUCAGCAUAAGCUUAUAUGCGGUGCACAUAAGCCAAUAUUACCGGUGAUGCCGAAAGAAGGUGAAUGUCUGCAAUUUGAAGCAUGGAGAAACACUCAGAGACAUCCUAUAGUAAUAUAUGCAGAUUUCGAAACUAUACUGAUGAAGACGGAUGAGAAGAAGGGGGGAAAUACAAAAAUAAUGCACAGACAUGAAGCGAUGAGCUAUGGACUCAUUGUGAAGGCGAGCAAUGACGUACCGAUAGAGCUAUUAGCGAGACAUGAGAUACCAACGGAACCAACAUUAUAUCGAGGAAGUAAGAGUCGACAGGACGUGGCGAGACAUUUUGUCGAAACCGUGUCUGAAAUAGCAUUAAAGAUAGAGAAGUUAUUGAAAACGAAUAUUCCAAUAAAUAUGUCCGCAGACGACAUACAAGUUCAUGAAGCAGCGACGCACUGCAACCUAUGCAAAAUCGAGUUUACCCCACCUUCAGAGGUACUAUAUCGUAAGACAGCUGACCAUUGCCAUCUCACAGGAAAAUACCGUCAAACUCUCUGCAAUGUAUGCAACCAAAAACUACGAACACCCGUUUUUGUACCGUGUUACUUCCAUAACUUGUCCAACUAUGACGCGCAUCUGAUAGUCACAGAACUUGGUUAUGACACCCAGACUAUUAGAGUAAUACCAAACACUGAGGAAAAAUACAUAUCAUUCUCUAAAUAUGUGUCAAGUAAAUUCCAAAUCCGUUUCAUAGACACUUUUAGAUUCAUGGCAUCAGGACUAUCAACUCUAGCUAAAAAUCUUGUAACACCAGGUCUGGAGAACUUCAGAGAGACCGCUAAAGUUUUUAAUAAAGUCGAUAUGUCGCUCGUGACUCAGAAGGGAGUGUACCCGUACGAGUACACAGAUAGUUGGGACAGGUUGGAUGAAGAGAGACUACCGAGAAAGAGGGACUUUUAUAGCACGUUAAACGAGUCGGGAAUAAAGGAAGAGGAAUACACGCAUGCAAAGGAGGUCUGGGACCACGGGACCACUUCGGUUGCAAGACGUUGGGCGAGUACAGUGAUCUGUACUUGA